CACUUUCGUUCACAAACGGCUGCAUGGGUGCGACCAGUUCCCAGUACGUGCACUCCAGCAACGACUACGAGCUCGUGAUCAAGUGCGCAAAGGAACUCGAGUACAUUUUGGAAGCCGAGUUCGGUGCUGCAGGCAAAGGGCUCCAUGAAAAGAUCAGCGCCGUCAACGGCCAGCUGCCGCCGCAACUGGUCAAACAAAUGCGAUUCCUGGCCACGAUCCGCAACAAGCUCAUCCACGAGCGAGGGUUCGAUCGCAUCCCCGACCGCGAUCAUUUUAUCCUGCAGUUCGAAGCCGCGGCCGGCGACUUGAACGAGCGCGUGCGCGAGCGGGGCGGCGCCUCCUCCAACUGCAUUCUAAUGUAAUCAUGUAACCCAUGUUAAUGCAAGUCAUGUUUCCUUCGAA
Messenger RNA from Aphanomyces astaci, 402 nucleotides. RefSeq lists its product as hypothetical. The coding region runs from base 24 to 362 and encodes 112 amino acids. Lineage: Eukaryota; Oomycota; Saprolegniomycetes; Saprolegniales; Verrucalvaceae. The transcript has 2 exons. The record is from RefSeq and is a predicted model, not a curated record.